Molecule: messenger RNA, 501 nt
Organism: Podospora bellae-mahoneyi
Lineage: Eukaryota; Fungi; Ascomycota; Sordariomycetes; Sordariales; Podosporaceae
Exons: 2
Coding region: 1-501 (166 amino acids)
Source: RefSeq, a predicted model, not a curated record
AUGAAAAAGGCGUGGGUUAGUCUGCUGGUAGCGGGCAGUCCAAGCGACUGGGUACAGCAUUCUGAACUGUACCAUGAUGAUGAUCUUGUUCAACAACCUGUUGGACAGGUUGAUCUCUAUCUCUCUGACUUGGUCAAUUUGGCUGGUGUCCCAACAGCGUUUUGUCGCCCCUCGACUGUUGAGUUGGCUGCUGGGGUCACAAGGAAUCCCACGAUCACCAUAACGUUCGAACGACUUCGGGCUAUCUUCCGCGAAGCUCGCCAUGUACACAACCCAACCAAAUUUACAACGGAGGCUACUGAUCAAGAGCAAGUCUUGUAUGAGGAGGCUGAGAGGCGUGUGGCCGAGGCCGAGAGGCGUCUGGCCGAGGCCGAGAGGCGUGUGGCCGAGAUACGUUCUGAAGCACACAUCGAGAUGGAACGGCGUGUGGCCGAGGCGCGUUCGGAAACACGCAUCGAGAUGGAACGGCUCAUGGCCGAAGGCCGGUUGGGGACCAAGUAG